Molecule: messenger RNA, 1397 nt
Organism: Clupea harengus (Atlantic herring)
Lineage: Eukaryota; Metazoa; Chordata; Actinopteri; Clupeiformes; Clupeidae
Gene: zcchc17
Product: zinc finger, CCHC domain containing 17
Biological process (GO): RNA stabilization
Molecular function (GO): RNA binding; zinc ion binding
Source: RefSeq, a predicted model, not a curated record
AUCAUACAAUUUCCUGUUUUGCUGCGGGUUUCCUUUAGGUCUCGCAACACGAGCUACCGCUCCCUCGCAAUACAAUCACAUCAGUUCCUUUGCUCAAACGUAACAUUUUUUUGCUCUCCUAGUUUUAAGUGGUGACAGGCGAAUUUGUAAUCAGCGAUUUUGUCAACUGUUGCAUUAUGGAGGAGGAAGAAGAGCAGCAGAACAAAGCACAGGGCCCUCUGGAUGGAGUACCUGAUCUCUACAGCAUACUACAAGGGGAGGUCGUGUCUGUAACUACAUAUGGAGCAUUUGUCAAAGUCCAGGGAUAUUACAAGCAAGGCUUGGUUCAUGUAAGUGAAAUGUCUGCGUGUCGUGUGGAGAACCCAGCCGAGAUUGUGGAUGUUGGAGAACAGGUGUGGAUAAAGGUGAUUGGGAGAGAGAUCGAGGGGGAAAAAAUAAAACUUUCUUUUUCCAUGAAAGCUGUCAAUCAAGGCUCUGGAAAGGACCUGGACCCUAAUAAUGUGAAUGCAGAGCAGGAUGAACGCAGAAGGAGGAGGUUUAAGGAUCUGAGCGGUCGGAGGAUCACCUUAGAGGCUGUGCUCAACACCACAUGCAAGAAAUGUGGCUGCAAGGGCCACUUUGCUGCAGACUGCUUCUCUCAGCAAGGACAGCAAUACAACCUGCUUCCAGAUGAAGAGCCAGUUGCACAAACUAGCCAGUCAGCACCUGACAAACAGGAGGAGAAAAGGGUGAAAAAGAGAAAGAAAGAGAAGAAAGAGAAGAAAAGGAAUGACAGCAGCAGUGAAGAAAAGUCUUCCUCCAAGAGAGCCCGACACAGUCACUCAAAGAAGAAAAAGCACAAGAAACACAAAAAACUAAAAUGAGCAUUUUCAUGUGUGCUAGUUGUGUUAAGUUAGGUGAGAGAGUUUGCCUACUCUGAGUUAACUUACUGAACAGCUAAUAUGUGCUCAGGUUUUGUGGUCAUUCAAAAAUGUAAAGGAUGAUGGGACUGUUCAGCCAGGUGGAGAAGGGAAGAAGUGAAUUUGACCCCAACAUUUCGAUGCUUAUAGUUUAGUAAUUGAGUGUUGAUUUUACUUUCAUAUUUGUUAAUUACAAAGGAUCGUCUUACAUAUAUUUCUUUUUUGUGAUAAAUUACCUUUGGCAAUAGGCAACACAUGAAAACAUAAAAUGAGACGGAUUCAUCAAUAGGCACAAUUUAAUAUGAUUGCAUUGCGCAAAUAUGUAAUCAAGUCUCAAUACAGGGAAAUGCAUUUUGUGAACAUUUUGAGAGACUGUUUUGACACAAACAAAUUAAAUAAACUCUGAAUUGGCCUACCUUAGAAUGUAUUUACCCUGGAAGUAUGACUGUUGUUUUCUGCCUUUUCCUACAGUCCUAUUAAAAACUAUUUUCUGUUUCA